This is a messenger RNA of Sorex araneus (European shrew), 1842 nucleotides long. RefSeq names its product WD repeat domain 88 (gene WDR88). Bases 1 to 1842 code for a protein of 613 amino acids. NCBI's taxonomy places the organism in Eukaryota, Metazoa, Chordata, Mammalia, Eulipotyphla, Soricidae. The transcript is spliced from 11 exons. The record is from RefSeq and is a predicted model, not a curated record. Gene Ontology annotation, molecular function: protein binding.
AUGGCCUCCCGGCCCCGGUCCUCCCUGCCGCCCAGGUCCUCCCUGCCGCCCGGGUCCUCGCUGCCGCACAGGUCCUCCCUGCCGCCCGGGUCCUCACUGCCACACAGGUCCUCGCUGCCGCCCAGGUCCUCCCUGCCGCACAGGUCCUCGCUGCCGCCCAGGUCCUCCCUGCCGCCCAGGUCCUCGCUGCCACACAGGUCCUCCCUGCCGCCCAGGUCCUCCCUGCCGCCCAGGUCCUCGCUGCCGCCCAGCGGCGCCCCCGGGGCCCCGGGGCAGGCGGCGCCGGGCCCCGAGGAGGCGGCCAGAGCCCGGGGCAGCCCCGAGCAGCCCUGGAGUGCCCUGGUGCAGCCGCGCAGCCCCAGGUCGACCCUCACCGGCUCGUCCUUGGAGUCCCAGUCGCUGGACCUGCUGGACCCCCUGAGCGUGACCAAGGAAGUCUUCCCGUGCCCGGAGGAGCACCAGCUGCCCAAGCGGGAGCUGUGGGGGGACCAGGAGCCUCUCUCCAAGAUUCCAUUUAAAAUCCUAAAGGGGCACCAGCAUCUGGUGAGCUCCUGUCACUUCUGUGUAGAUGACACCAAAGUGCUCAGUAGCUCCUAUGACUGCUCCGUGAAGCUGUGGGAUGCCAUGGAGGGAACUGUGAUCAGGGACUUUGAGCCCAAGCCCCGAGCCCCAGUCUCAGAGUGCAGCAUCACAGCUGACUGCCGCAGGAUUUCUGCAUCGUCCUUUGACAAGAUAGUGAGAUCGUGGGACCUUGAGACGGGCAAGAUGCUGUGGAGCAGAAGCCACGAGACCUUCAUAGUCUCUUGUAAACUUUCUCCUGAUGGAAAAUACAUAGUCUCAGCCUUGGAUAUGAAUCACGGAAUCUACAUACUAGAUGCAGACUGUGGCACCGUGCUCUUCUGUCUCAAAGAUAACUACCACCGGUUCAACACAGCAUGCUGCUUUGACCCAGACAGCCAGAGGGUGGCGACGGUCUCUCUGGACAGGACCAUCACGGUCUGGGAUCUCUCUUCUCAGACCAUAGUGCUCACCAUAAACAGGGCGCAUAACAACGCGAUCUCAAACUGCUGUUUCACCUCCAGUGGCCAUUUCCUAUGUACCAGCUCUUGGGAUAAAACUUUGAAAAUGUGGAAUGUCCAUACUGGGGAAUUUCGAAACCAUGGCGCUUGUGUGACUCUGAUAAGGGGCCACGAAGGUUCUGUGAGCUCCUGCCAGUUUAGCAGAGACACCUCUUUGCUCGUGUCUGGAGGGUUUGACAGGACGGUGGCUAUUUGGGAUGUAGGAGAAAGCUACCGGAAGCUCUCACUGAAGGGCCAUAAUGACUGGGUGAUGGACGUGGCCAUUAGCAAUAACAAGAGGUGGGUCCUGUCGGCUUCCAAGGACAGCACCCUGAGAGUGUGGGAUGUGGAGCAAAUUGACGAAAUCCCGAUGGUGAUCAAUAGCAGGAAGGUCCUGGGCUUACAGGUGAAACAGUGUGAAGAAUGUGACCAGGUUUUCUCCACCUACGACAGCGACGUCCUUUCUGACUCUGUCAACAAAUGUGUGCUUUGUCAGACCGGUAAAACCGACAUGCCAGAAGUCGACUACUCACUGUCAUCCUCGUCAUCAUCAUCGUCGUCGUCCUUAGAGGAGGCAGAUUCCCUGCUAGGGGAGGAGGAGGACUCCCCCCAGGAGAGUGAGGACUCCCUGCCAAAGAAGAGGGAGGACUCCCUGCCAAAGGAGAGGGAGGACUCCCUGCCAAAGAAGAGGGAGGACUCCCUGCCAAAGAAGAGGGAGGACUCCCUGCCAAAGAAGAGGGAGGACUCCCUGCCAAAGGAGAGCAACCCGGGCAAUGAUGACUGA